This is a messenger RNA of Diaporthe batatas, 1584 nucleotides long. RefSeq lists its product as uncharacterized. The coding region runs from base 1 to 1584 and encodes 527 amino acids. Gene Ontology annotation, molecular function: oxidoreductase activity, acting on paired donors, with incorporation or reduction of molecular oxygen; iron ion binding; heme binding. Lineage: Eukaryota; Fungi; Ascomycota; Sordariomycetes; Diaporthales; Diaporthaceae. The record is from RefSeq and is a predicted model, not a curated record. The transcript is spliced from 3 exons.
AUGGCGCUACACAACCUCUUCCAUGACGCCCAGACGGGACACAUCGACACCCCCCGCCUAGCACUAAGCCUCCUAGCAGCCCUCACAAGCUACGCCAUCCUCCUAGCCCUCUACCGCAUCACCCUGCACCCCCUCGCGCACAUCCCAGGCCCCAAACUCGCAGCCGCGACGGGGUGGGUAGAAGCCUACUACGAGCUGCUCCACCGCGACAAGACCAGGGGCCGCGGCGGGCAGUUCCCCUUCGCCUACCGCGCGUGGCACGAAGCAUACGGCCCCAUCGUCCGCAUCAGCCCGCACGAGGUGCACAUCCGGGACGCAUCCUUCCACGAGGCGCUGUACGCCGGCGCGCGGCCCGCGAGCCGGCCCCGGCACCUCGAGGACAGGUUCAACAACCCCACGUCGGUGUUCGCGACGGCCGACCACCACGUGCACCGCGCGCGGCGGGCGGCGCUCAACCCCUUCUUCUCGAGGCGCCGCGUCGCGGAGCGCGCGGGCCUGCUGCAGGAGCGGGCUGAUGCGCUGUGCCGGCGGGUGGAGGCGGAGUUCCGCGGGCGGGAGGAGAAGGUGCUGGUCGUGAAUGACAUGUGGGGGUGCUGGGCUUUGGAUAUCAUCAUGGAGUAUGUGUUUGGGCGGCGGCGUGAUUUCGUCCGGGAGCCUGGGUUCCGGGCUGAGAUUGUCGUGGCUAUCUUUUCGAUGCUUGAUGGGAUCCACUGGGUCACGCAGUUUCGGUGGCUGUUCGGGGUGUUGUACAGACUCCCGGGCCCGGUUGUUGGGUGGAUGAGCUCGGAUAUGAGACGGGUCAUCGCCUUUGAUGAUGAAAUGACGGCGCAGGUCAAGGAGGUCCUGAACGGCGCCGAAAGCAAGGAACAGCCCGAGACCAUCUUCACCUCGAUCAUCCAGUCGGACAUCCCCCGGGAAGAGGUGACGGUGCAGAGGCUGCAGCACGAGGCCAUCGGGCUCGUCGGCGCCGGCGUCGAGACGACGAUGCGUUCGCUGUCGCUCUCGGUGUUCCACAUCGCGGACAACCCAGCAGUCCACCGUCGGCUCCGCGCGGAGCUGGAGGCGGCCAUCCCGGACCCGGACGAGAUGCCCAGCCUGAACGAGCUGGAGAAGCUCCCCUUCCUGACGGCCUGCAUCCACGAAUCCCUGCGCCUCUCAUACGGCCUAUCGCAGCGCAGCCCACGCAUCUUCGAGCACGAGGACACGGUAUACAAAAACCACAUCAUCCCCCGCGGCAGCACCAUCAGCAUGGACACGUACGACGUCGCGCACGACGAGGCCCUCUUCCCGGACAGCUUCUCGUACCGCCCGGACAGGUGGCUGGGCACUGAAAGCAGCCAGCAGGCGCUGGCCCCCGACGGGCGGCAGCUGUCGCGGUACCUGGUGACGUUUGGGCGCGGGGCGCGGGCCUGUGUCGGGAUGCAGCUGGCGUGGGCCGAGCUGUACGUGGGGCUGGCCAGCUUCCUGCGGCGGUUCGAGGUGGAGGUCUGUGGGACUGGUAGGGAGGACGUGGAGCUGGCCAUGGACCGGUUCGUGCCGCGUCCUGUUGCUGGGAGCAAGGGCGUUCGUGUGUUUGUGAAGUAG